Messenger RNA from Lineus longissimus, 4982 nucleotides. Its product is annotated as heparan sulfate 2-O-sulfotransferase 1-like. Lineage: Eukaryota; Metazoa; Nemertea; Pilidiophora; Heteronemertea; Lineidae. Gene Ontology annotation, cellular component: membrane. Gene Ontology annotation, molecular function: heparan sulfate 2-sulfotransferase activity. The record is from RefSeq and is a predicted model, not a curated record. The transcript has 8 exons. Bases 141 to 1244 code for a protein of 367 amino acids.
ACAUGCUUCACAAGCUAAACAUUGCGAAACGCGUUGGAUUUACUCUCCCGAUUUCUCUGUUUUCACCAAAACUGUGUAAAUAAAAACUAGAAAGUUAAGCUCAUUGUGGAUUAAGCUUUAUAUAUUUUGACUAUGUUGUGAUGGUGUUUCGAGCGUUUAGAGGGAUGCAGGGGAAACACUUCGCCCUUCUUACCGCAUCCUGCGCUAUCUUCGUUUUGUUUGCCGUUGUUCAUCUUGAGGGUGAGAUAUCACGUUUAGACGCUGCAAGAUCAAAAUUAGAAAAUGCCCUCGGACGUAUACAGCUUGAAAACACCGAGCAUGCUCGCCGACGGUUACCCUCCAGUUAUACAAAGGAGGAUUACCAAGAAACAACGGGCAGCCGAGGAAAAACGGAUGACCAAAUCAUCAUCUAUAAUCGUGUUCCAAAGACUGCCAGUACAUCAUUUGCCGGGAUUGCCUACGAUUUAUGUAAUGUGAACAAGUUCCAUGUCCUUCAUUUAAACGUGACCAAAAAUAUGCACAUCCUAUCUCUCUCUGACCAGAUGAGGUUUGUCCAUAACAUUUCUUCCUGGUCCGCCAUGAAGCCAGCCUUAUACCACGGCCAUUUAGCCUAUCUAGAGUUUACAAGAUUUGGGGUGACACAGAUGCCCCUGUACAUAAACAUUAUCCGGGAUCCAUUGGAUCGUCUUGUUUCCUAUUAUUACUUUGUGCGUAAUGGUGAUGACUUUAGACCACACGUCAAAAGAAGAAAAUCGGGGAAUCGUCAGUCAUUUGAUGAGUGCGUCGCCCGAGACGGUCCUGAUUGUGAUCCUGAAUCUCUAUGGAUGCAGAUUCCAUUCUUCUGCGGUCACAGUGCCGAGUGCUGGGUACCCGGUAAUCGAUGGGCCUUGGAACAAGCCAAGUAUAACUUGGUCAAUAACUAUCUAGUUGUCGGCGUCACUGAGGAGCUGGCUGACUUUGUAGCAGUGUUAGAAGUCACGUUACCGAGGUUUUUUAAGGGGGCUAUGGAACUUUUUAAUUCAGGCCGCAAGUCCCACCUGAGAAAAACAUUCAACAAAGUUUCUCCAAGUGAAGAGACAAUUGCCAAAAUCCAGGAGUCGGAUAUCUGGAAAAUGGAGAAUGAAUUCUAUGAAUUCGCAAAAGAACACUUCCAUUUUGUCAAACGACGAACAUUUGCUAUCAAAAAUGGGGUAUUAUUAGAAAAAGGACUUCAAUUCAUGUAUGAAAAAAUUCGCCCUAGGUGAAAGGAUUACUCAUAGGAAAUUAUCUCAGUUAUGCUUCCAGGAAAAGUUGUGGUGUUGGGUUGAUUUGUAGGAUCAUUUUGGAUUGAUGGAAAAAGAGGGAUUGUGAGUCGUUGCCCCACUACAGUGGCGAAACCUGGUGUUACUGCUGGUGUUGAAAAGCCUCUGUGGUUGUGUCUUGAACAGUUAAUGUGGGGAUGGGGUGGUCCUGCACUCCACGCUUCUGUCAUGAGUCUCUGUUAACCAAUGCCACCACUCAGAGGUAGAGUUAUUAUAUACUUUAAAGCAUCCCACAGACAGGCGAUUUUUAUAAAAGUGACCUGUGAUUAUUAUUGCAGUAAUAAGAUCAGCUUUCUGUUGGUAAAAUUGGUUGUCGCUUAGUUCGAUAUUCAUUCAGAUCGCAACAAUGAUGGAUUCUUGUUGCAGGUAUCUAUGGUUACUAUGUCAAGCAAGCAAUUUUCGUUGCAUAUGAUAAAAGUCAUCUGUCUGCUGGGUGCUUAACUGUGGGAAAGAAAGUGAGGCCUAUUGGUGAGACAGAAAUUGUUUACUCAAUGAUGUAAUGUGUAAAGGGUUACAGUGCACCUGUUAUAGCAAGCAAGAACCCAUCUGGACCCUCAAGGUUUUGUCAUUGCCAGCUGGGGAAAAUAUGAGGCUAUAAGUCUAAUGACUUGUUGCCGUAUUUUCUAUGACAUGGUUAUCCUAUGCCAGCUAUGUAAGACAUUAGGAAAGCAUCUUCAAUUUGAUACAGUUGUACAGUAUGGCUCACCUGUAGGUAAAAGUGGUCAUUGCUUGGUUUCAUAUGGAUUACAGGAUCCUCGUUGCAGACGCUUGCAGUGACCACCGGCACCGAGAGUCAUCUGGUGCGGGAAGUUUAAUAGAAAAACGGAGAGGAUUUACAGCAUGAUGUAGCCAUCAAAGAGUACUAGCAUCUUCCAUGAGGAACUUAUUAGUUUGUGAUUUUCUUAAGUUUUGUUUUUUGUUUUCUUCCAAGUUGAGAAAAGCUGCAAAUUGAUAAAUAUCAAUGUCGUAAUGACUUUCAUCAAGGUUGAAAAAUUUGGGUGUGGUUGAGGAUUAAAUGUGGGAUUCUCUAAUACGUUUCAGGAGGUUGUAUCUGUUGGGCGCUAUGAAAAUAAUCAUCUGGUAUUGUGAGCUAAAUGUCUGUACGAUGUACAUGUCUGUUUUAUACCUAAUUGACAGUGGACCACUGAGCUUUAGUACAAUCAUCCAGUGUAAAUAUACAGAUAUGUACUGUCAAUUUAGGGUGAGAUGGAUGUGUGGUAAUGAUAUUUUCAGACUCUGCCAAGUGUCCUGCCCGUGUUUUGAUUUUUAACUUGUGAAUCGCUGUUAAAAUGCUCAGUUUAGAUAGCAGCCAAGUGAAAAUAAAGUUGAUAUACAUAGUACAUUUUCGAAUUUUACGCUCAGUGCAUUAUGCUACAGUGCAAAAUUCGAAAAAGCACCAGAUCAACUAGUUUAUAAUGCUCAGUUUGGAUGGAUUCUAAGUCAGUUUGUACCCUGGUUCUUGUUACGUUGGGGAAAAGAGGCAGUGCAUUGAAAUCAAGGUUAGGGUAUCGAUUAUAAGUAACCGACGAAUUCUGAGAUUAAAUAUUCAAUCUCUUAGUUGUAAUUUGGCGAUGUUGGAUCUAACAACUGAGCCGAGGUUGUAAUUUGGGCGUGUUGGAUGGUAACUAAAUGUAUUGACAUGUUGCUAGGCUUUGUAUAAUAUGCUUGUGAGUUAAAUAGACAGUGAGUGCUGAGCAUUAUUACUUGGCCAAAUUAUAUGAAUAAUUGUAUGAGUGUCUCUCUAUCAACUGGAGAAAGUUCUGUUUUUAGCACAAACUCUUCUUCUCGUUGAAUGAGUUUUGUAUAGCCAAUUUGUUAGAGGUAAGGGGAAGAGUGUGCAGGAAAGCCUUGGCUAGAUUAUCUUGAUAUUUUUGUUCUUCCAUUGUACAAAUUCAGCUUUUGCCCAUUAGGUUCCCUGACCAAGUGUCUUGAAAUUAUGAAAUGUAAUAUCAUACUAUACUAAUGCACCAUUCGCAUUGAACCAAAUCUGUGACCUGUAAUAUGUAUAUCUCUUGUUAGCCAGAGUGUACUGAUGAGGGUGAUCCAAAAAGGAAAUUGACAUAUAUCUGCUUGGUGAAUUAAAUGUGUGAUUGGGGUCCAAUACAGAAGAACAAUCCUCGCACUGUGCAGUUAUGUAGUGAUUAUAUAAGUGUUUGGUUCUUGCGAUUUGGAAAAUAUUACUUGUAUACCAUAUUGGUACAACAAAGAUUCAGCACAGAAUCACGACAUUUGAAAAUUUGUAUUGCAUAUUAACAUUCUUGAUAUUGGGCUGCCUGACGAACAAAUAGUUUAUAAUAUGUGUGUAGUCUAGUUUGCUUGAGGUUCAAUACCAUUGGCAGAUAGUGUAAGGUUGUAAGUUAUGACUAUACUUGUGAGUAAAAUCUCAAAUUAAGGCUAGAGUAGGUAGCACUAUGUAUUUUAAUAUAUAAUCUGUGUUAUUUAUGUACUUGGAGUAUUCCCAGCCCAUGUUUCAACGUGGAUUUUGUCUAUGAAGUCCUUGUCCAACACUGCCAAGCACUCACUACAAACAGGCACAAAGACCAUCUUGGCUAGUCUUUCGGUAAUUGGAUAUGUCACAUCUUUAAUACUUUUACGGACGAGCCACAUAGAUUUACGUUUAUGUGCAGUAAGAAUGCUCUUCCAGUUUGUUGUCCCUGCUCUAAUACUUAUGAAAGAGAUUUGUACUUUAGUGACUAUUUUGCUUUCAGGGGGUCAGGGGUGCCUGGCAAAGCAAUCAUUUUUGGGUUUUUUCAGCAAAAUAGGUAUAGGAUGGGGGAGUAACUAUCUUUGCUGUAUUGAUUCGACUGUUUAUGGUAAACACUUAAUUUUAUUUUAAUAGCAGUGACCUUCUCUAGCCUUAAUUCUGAUGGAAACUACUGUGUCAGCUCCUGAUAACUAAGUUCUCAUCUUUAUCAUGUAGACUCAUCUUCCUGAGUGUUGAAGAGAAGUUGGGGGAGGGGGCACUUUUUACAUUGUGUUCUUUCGGCGUCUUUCAGAAAGACAAAGCCAAAAUGUCCAUUUGAAAUGGAGAGCCCUUCACAAAAAUAUACAUUGAUCCAAUGAAUGUGUUCACGGCUUUUGUGAAAGAGCAAUUCACCGUACUUAUUUAAUGUUCCGCAUCGCAUCAAGCAUCUGUGUCUUCCUUCCUCGCAGCGCUGGAAUUUGGAAAGUAGCAGAAAAUGAUCCAUUUAUAGCUGGGUGAGCUUUGGCCGAUUGUGAUGUCUUCUAACUUAAGACAGUACUAAAAUGCUUCUCUAAAGAUGGCAGGAGUCGGUUCCACUUAAAUACCCAGAAGAUUUGUUGCCAUGUGUGUCCUUGACAGAUACUAGACUGACAGAGCCAAGAGAUGCUGAUGACCUCAAUGACCAGAUCUGAAGUCUGUGAAUUUUUACCUUUCAUAGAUCAAAAAGCAAGGCCAUGGCUGCCUCAAGUGUUGGCCACAUUUGACAAGUUAGUGACACUUUUGAUGGCUUAAUAUUUCUAGGUUUUGUAUCCGAUGGUUUUAUAAAGCAUAACGAUCAAUUGUAACUAAAUGUAAGCUGGUAUUCAUUCAAAGAGAAGUAUUUUUUUCAUUGGUGAUUUUUAUCAGCUGUGGCAGUAAAGCCCCAAACACUGUCAUAUGGUUCUAGCAUUAUGUAAACCUGGAAGGACGAUAUCAAUAAAGUUUUAUUUAUAAAAGGA